AUGGGCUCAGCAUUUGGAUGGUACGGUCCUCUCAUAGACCUCCGCGCAGCCUCUUCUCACAUCGGCGAUUUCGUUCAACUUGUCGUCUUCGUUCAUCGUUCCUUCCCCGUUCAGUGCAAAUCGUCGAAACUCGGAAGAGACCUAAUCCGAACCGACAUUCAGGUCGGCGAUGAUACGACGCCGUAUUUCGUAGUGUCUCUUUGGCAGAAGCACAUGGGGUCCAUGGUAGAAGCUGGAGAUGUCGUUUUGUUAGAGAAUUUCAAGAUUGCAAAAUAUGGUGAUGUCGUUGAGGCCAGAACCGUUCAGUGGUCUUCUCUGCUUUGCUUGGUUCACCCUUACGAAUCACUUAUCUCAAAGGUUGUUGAAGAGUUGAUAACUGGUUGCCGUGUUGGGACAACAACAAAGGACAAGCUUAGUAGGGUCAUAAAGUGGGUGCAGCAGUCUCGGUCCACCAUAUGCAACAUCAAGUUGAAGUCCAAUCAACAAAUAGAGUAUGUGCCUAGAAACUGGACAGUGCUUGAAGAAAGAAAGCCUAGAGACUGCUUUUCCCUUCUGGAAGUCUCUCAGCUAGCAACAUCCUGCAAGGUUACAGUCUGUGCAUCUAUUGGUGAAAUUAUUCCACUACUUACCACCAGGACUCUUGGCCAUGCUGAGAAAGAGAAGAUUUUCCUUAGCAGGAGACUUUAUAAAACUGAGGAUAAUAACUUAUUGAAAGAUCUCUUAUGCACUGGCUGCCAGCUGUGUGGUUUACCCUUAGAUUCUGAAUUUGAGCAAAAUGUGAUUCCACUGAUUUGUUCAAAAAGUACAAGCCGCCUUCAUGCAGUGUGCUCGAUAUAUAGGCCUUUCAUGCUAUAUGUGUGGGACGAAUCAGAUUACAUGCCAGUUCUCGUUAAGAACAGGGCCGCAGAAAUCUUGUUUGGGAACAUCAAGGCUGAAAGAGUCUAUUCGAGUUAUAGAGAGCAAAUGCUUAACCGAAAUCCGGGUCCAAGAAAUAAAUGCAAGGAUAAUGAUGAAGAUGUAAGACUUGCUAAUAACCUGAGACUUUCUGGGGAAGGACUUUCGAGUGCCAGUACAUCAGAGGUGGGUAAGAGCUUGCAAUUGGAGGAAAAAUAUCUUCCUGUUAAAAAGUUCAACUUUUAUCAUGUUUGGUUAAUUUUUCUGAAAAUGUUGCUGAAACAAGGAAAGAACGGUCCUCUGAAGUUUGAGAUCAAUGUUGAUCCCAGCUUAAAUAUUGAAAAUGGAAAAUUUGAAAUGGUUUCUGCAACAAUGCCUUGCUUUGGAACCGAGUGA
Molecule: messenger RNA, 1290 nt
Organism: Gastrolobium bilobum
Lineage: Eukaryota; Viridiplantae; Streptophyta; Magnoliopsida; Fabales; Fabaceae
Exons: 7
Coding region: 1-1290 (429 amino acids)
Source: RefSeq, a predicted model, not a curated record